GAAGGAAAUCGUCAUAAAUUGAUAUGAGAUAAUCGAUAAUUUAUACAAGGGGCAGAAUGAUAAGCUCUGGAAAUUACACAUACUGCUGUCCAUGUGUUGUUGAACACGCUAAAAUACAUCACAGCUGAUAGACAAAGAGUCGAUCUUAACUGAUAACACACUGCUCUCUCUCUCUCAAAAACAAGGUGCACCUACAUACACAAACACAUACAUAGAAACAAAAUUAUCUGAUCCUACGACUCGAAAAACAGUAACCACACACAAGUAAUCACACAGUUAGCUAGAUAUGAAUCAUGCGUCAUCAUACGCAUCCACACACACACACAAAGCGAUAUUAAUUUAUACAUACAUUUAAUACACAUAUAGAUCUCGUAUAUAAAGAAAGAUAUAACUAAAAGUAUUACUAUCACAUAAGUCACGCAAGUUUGACGACAACGGAAAUUUGGAAAAAUUUAACUUAGAAAGGAAGAUAAUUAGAUGAAACUUUAGUUCCACGUGACUCUGAUAAAUACACUGACACACACACACACAUACACACACACUCACACUUAUUCAGUAUAUAUAUUUGAAAUAUUCCUCGGAAUUAUUCAAAAGUUUUUAGGUAUCUCGAUCAGUGUAUAGCUAAGCUUUGAAGCAGAGUUAAAAGACCUAUUUUUUCCCCAUCACUUUUGUGCUUAUCAAAGAGGAAGAAGAAGACAAACGGAAUCGACAAAGAUGUUGCUUCGAUUAUUGAUCUCCUUUUGCCUGUUAUUGAUCGGCGGUUGCAUGUCCCUGCCGUUCGUUUCGACGUCUCAUCCCGACGGUGCCCACCUCAACCUGACAGUCCAAACAAUCAAAAAAUACUAUGAAAAUUUGGCCCAUCUCUUUAACAACAGCCGCGCGCUGGAACUGUUUGGCGACAUGAUACCUCUCGACCCCGAAGUGUACAUGAAUGCGAGCCAGCUCAUUACAAGCAAAGGUUAUCCAUGUGAAGAUCACACAGUUCUCACCGAAGAUGGCUUCUAUUUGGAAAUGCAAAGAAUUCCUCAUGGAAUCAAAAACCAGGACACGAAAAAAGUCAGGCCAGUCGUAUUCUUGCAACAUGGAGUUCUGGGAUCUUCGACCAAUUUCUUAACAACUGCAAAUGAAUCUCUAGCCUUCAUUUUAGCUGAUGCUGGUUAUGAUGUCUGGCUUGGCAAUUCCCGUGGAAAUACAUAUGGGCGCCGCCACAUUUUGUAUCCAACUUCCAGUGCCAUGUUUUGGAGAUGGAGUUUUGACCAUAUGGCUGCAUUUGACUUACCAGCAUCUUUGGACUAUGUUACCAACGUAACAGGCCAGGAGAAGCUGUAUUAUGUGGCGCAUUCGCAAGGAUCACUUAUAGGCUUUUUAGCUUUCUCUGAGAAUCAAACAUUGGCCAAGAAGAUAAAAUUAAUGGUAGCGCUUGGCCCCGUGUAUACAGUCGGGCAUAUUACCAGCAGUGUCAGAUUUGCUACAAUAAUUGAUGACAAGGUAUUAUUCGAUAUAUUUGGAAGGAAGUCUUUCUUACCUGAGAACCUAAUCAUCUCAACAGUUGCCAAAACAGUUUGCAGAGCUCGAAGGCUCAACUUUUUGUGCAAAGAAGCCAUUAGGAUUGCUGCAAACUUUGAUAAUCAGUACAUGAAUUCGUCUCGUAUACCAGUUUAUUUAACGCAUUCACCUGCCGGUACCUCUACCCAAAAUAUGGCUCAUUUUGCUCAGUUGGUUCGUUCAAAGGAUUGCAAAAAAUACGAUUACGGUACCCAAGCAGAAAACCUCUUACACUAUGGACACCCGACACCUCCCGCCUAUAACGUCAGUAAAUUGAAGAUUCCUGUGGCCCUAUAUUCUGGUGGACGUGAUAGCCUGGCUGACCCUAAGGACGUCGCCCUAUUGGUAAAGAAGCUGAAGACCAAAGUGACACACGUGGUCAUCCCAAAGUGGGCACAUCUGGAGUUCGUCUGGGCAGUAGAUGGAUGGGACACCAUGUAUAAGCAGAUGAUUGAACUGCUGAGAAAAUAUUGAUGGUAAUCAAUACUUCAAUACUUCAGAAAUUCCAAGAUAUAUUCGCAAUGUCUCCAGGAAUCAUAUACUACCAAUUUGCUGACGAAUUAAACGAUAAUCUUAGAUCUGUGACAACAAUUCUGAAUGUGUGUGUGCGCACGUGUAUUUGUAUUUGUGUAUUUGCGUGUAUGGUAGAUGUUGAUAAAUGCCUGUGUGCACGUGUAUGUAUAUUUAUGUGUGUGUGUGUUUAGGGCUUAUUGCUUUCUUGCCGUCUCUACAGCUGUUUCAAACUACUUUAGAUUGUGUUAACUUUGCGCUGGAAUACAAAUGCUAUUCAAAACGGGAAUCCAAGCCCCCCCCCCCCAACAGAUAUAUAGGCUGUCCAUAAAUUAUCUUUACAAUUUGAGAAAUUCAGUGAAAAAAAAAACAAAAAAAAAAACUAAUGAAAAACAAAACAAAACA
Molecule: messenger RNA, 2460 nt
Organism: Octopus sinensis (East Asian common octopus)
Lineage: Eukaryota; Metazoa; Mollusca; Cephalopoda; Octopoda; Octopodidae
Product: gastric triacylglycerol lipase-like
Biological process (GO): lipid metabolic process
Molecular function (GO): hydrolase activity, acting on ester bonds
Source: RefSeq, a predicted model, not a curated record